This is a messenger RNA of Closterium sp. Naga37s-1, 399 nucleotides long. The record is from the annotation of a GenBank genome assembly. NCBI's taxonomy places the organism in Eukaryota, Viridiplantae, Streptophyta, Zygnematophyceae, Desmidiales, Closteriaceae.
AUGGAGUCGGAACCAGCCAAACGGUUCAAAUCAGAUUCAAGGGAUUUGUUCCCCGACUCGAAGGCGAAGCCUUGCACGAAAUUCUUCAGCACUUCAGGCUGUCCAUACGGCGAAGAAUGCCAUUUCCAACAUUACGUCCCUGGCGAUCCCGUCCUCCUGGCCCAGGUAUGGGUGGUCCAGGAGGGAGAGAUUUUCUGCCUGGCGACGGAUACGGAUCGGACUCCAGAUAUGGUGGUGGCUAAUGGGAAGGACCUGGUGGGUAUAAAGGAGGGGGUGGUUUACCCGUGGAGCCGGUAUCUCCUGGGAGAGGCGGAGGAGGUCCCAUGGGACCCGCAUCUGAUUUCGGAUCUACAACAAGUGCGAAGAUCCCCAUCGACGCUUCGCUCGUCGGUGCUAUAA